Durio zibethinus is the source of this 1960-nucleotide messenger RNA. RefSeq names its product putative protein phosphatase 2C 75. The record is from RefSeq and is a predicted model, not a curated record. Gene Ontology annotation, molecular function: protein serine/threonine phosphatase activity; cation binding. Lineage: Eukaryota; Viridiplantae; Streptophyta; Magnoliopsida; Malvales; Malvaceae. Gene Ontology annotation, biological process: protein dephosphorylation.
CUUUUUUUUUUUUGGUUAAUUAUUACAUGUUUCGCCUGAGAUGAUCUGCUAUUGUGGUGAUCAUAAGUUGAGGGGGAAUUUUUAUUCGAUAAUAGUCUGUUGGAGGAGAUUUUGGUUGUUUAUUGAGAACUUUCAAUGACCGAGGUUUAUAGAAGAAUGCUGAGCGAUGACGAUGUUGAUAUGCCGGCGAAGUGCCGGCAACGGCGACGAAGAAGGAUCCAGAUGAGAAGGCUUGCCGUAGUCUCAGCGUCCAGUACGGGACCGCUGCCGAGUCUGGGCCAAAGAGAAGAUCCUGAAGAGAGCUCAGAUUGCGUUCCAGAAGGGAAGCGACUACGUAUGGUGGAGGCCGGCGAUCUGCUGGCGACUAACAGUACGUGUACUAUUUCAGGCGAGGAGGUUGAACCGACGACUGGGGAGCCCAAAACGGCUCUGACGAACGGACCGGUGUUCGGGACGAUGUCGAUUUCGGGGAGGUCACGUGAGAUGGAGGAUGCCAUUUCUGUACGGACCAGCCUUUGCCGGCCCGACAUUAAUCUUAAGAGACCUGUGCAUUUCUUCGCUGUUUAUGACGGUCAUGGUGGCCCUCAUGUGGCAGCACUGUGCAGGGAAAGGAUGCACGUGUUCGUAGAGGAAGAGUUGAUGCACGUGAAUUGCACGGGAGAGAGCGAGUGUGGGAGAGACAGCAGUUCACAAGGGAAGGAACAUGAAGAAAAUUGGAGAAGAGUGAUGAACAAGAGCUUUGAAAGAAUGGAUGAGGUGGCAAUAAGCGCGUGCGCGUGUGGGAGUGUGGGGUUCCAUUGUAGGUGCCAUCCAUUGGAGGUGGCCCUCCGUGGGUCCACUGCCGUAGUGGCCUUGCUAACGCCGGAGCACAUCGUGGUCGCAAAUUGCGGUGACUCACGUGCCGUCCUCUGCCGCGGCGGGAAGGCCAUUCCUCUAAGUUCCGAUCACAAGCCGGACAGAUCAGAUGAACUUGCUCGAAUUGAAGCAGCUGGAGGUCGAGUUAUCUUUGUUAAUGGAGCACGAGUUGAAGGCAUUCUUGCUAUGUCCAGGGCAAUAGGAGACAAAUACCUGAAACCGGUUGUAACAUCAGAACCUGAGAUAACAUUUACUAAGAGAGAACCAGAAGAUGAAUGCUUAAUCCUUGCAAGCGAUGGUUUAUGGGAUGUUCUAUCUAGUGACUUGGCUUGUAAGGUGGCUUGUGAAUGUCUUAAAGAAGGAAGUAAUGGUGCUACUGCAGCUGUGUUAAAUCUCAAUGCAGGACGACCCAAUAAAGAAGAUGAAGGGGCUGAGAGGCUGUAUCCAUCUAGAAGUGUCCUUGCUGCUGCAUUGCUUACUCGCCUGGCUUUGGGGCGAAAAAGUUCUGAUAACAUCAGUGUUAUAGUUGUUGAUCUAAAGAAAAGUUGACAAGAAACAGAGUGCAGGAUAUCAAAUGGCGGAGAUUGAGAGAUGCAGGUGGAAUUGCCAAUAACUUCAUAAGGAAAGGUGUAUCUUCUUCAAAUUAUCACAAUAUCUGCAGCUGAAUCAACAAAUGAUUCUUCUUGUUUUGGUGCCUCAUCAGGGUACCAAACAAUAUUGAGUCUUGGCUACUUUCAGUUCUUUUUGUUUUAGUUUUAUAGUGCUACAAGUUCAAUUGAGGCUUUUGGGUAUUGAAGAUAAUUAAUGCAAUGAAGAUUGCAGAACAAAUAAAAGGAAUUGUCUGGUUGUUUGCGUAGAAAUAAGAAAGAACUACUGACAAAUUUAGUAGUGCCUUAUUUCUUUUGUAUAAAGGUGUAGCAGUGUAAAUCAUCUUUCAGGCACUGCUUGUGGGUAGGGUGGUACUCAAAAUUCAAAACUAAUUUUUGGGGAUUCGGAAUAUUUGGUUUGUUCUCGGUUUGACGGAUUUGGGAUUUUAUUUUAGGGUCUGCAGUGAAUGUCUAGUGGUUGUUAGCUAGCUGUGUGGAUUGUGAUCAAGGUUGGCAGC